Messenger RNA from Morchella importuna, 4071 nucleotides. RefSeq lists its product as uncharacterized. Gene Ontology annotation, cellular component: nucleus; condensed chromosome, centromeric region. Gene Ontology annotation, biological process: meiotic chromosome condensation; mitotic cell cycle; mitotic chromosome condensation. Gene Ontology annotation, molecular function: histone binding. The record is from RefSeq and is a predicted model, not a curated record. Bases 1 to 4071 code for a protein of 1356 amino acids. The transcript is spliced from 10 exons. NCBI's taxonomy places the organism in Eukaryota, Fungi, Ascomycota, Pezizomycetes, Pezizales, Morchellaceae.
AUGGACGACGCCGACCGCGCCGACUUCGACCUCAAACUCUCGCUCAAGUACUAUCUCGACUCCCCCGCCACCGUCCCCACCCCCGACGCCCACCCAGACCUCCUCGACGCCGAGUCUGACCCCGACUCCCUCUCCAACGCCCAGCUCACCCCCAUCCUCGAGGCAAUCAUAGACUCUGUCGCCGCCUCACCCGACGCAAUCGCUAGAUCCUCAACACUCGACUCGCUGCAAUGCCUCCUCAAACUCUUCCCCACCCUCCCCACCCCCGCGAUCGGCAAGAUCGUCGACCUCAUCACCUCCGGCCUCUCGGCGCAAUCCGACAUCCUCGCCUCCGAGAUCGACCACGCCGACCCGGACUCCCUCUCUGAGCACCGCCUCCUCCUCGAGAUCUACGGCUUCCUCACACAAUGGGCCGUCACCGCCGUCGAGUCUCGCGCCGCCGCAGUCGCAUCCGCAUCCUCAUCAUCUACCACCACCACAACAACAGCCGCGCGCGCAAAGGGAAAGGGAAAGGGCAAAAGCGGGGCGGCGGCGGGGGGAGGGGCGCAGAGCUGGGACUCGGCGACACACCUGCUGGCGGCGCUCGAGACUAUGUGUAAGGUGCUGAGGCUGAAGCUGCUGCGCGUGUUUGUGACGACGAGUGAGCGCGACACGUUUGUGAGCCUGUUUACAAGGCCCGCGUAUGUGGUGCUGGAGAGCGAGGCGAGGGUCAAGAAUACGGCGGUUAGGAUGUAUUUGUUUAAGGUGCUGUGUAUUGCGGUGAAGCAUCAUGGGCAUGCGUUUGGCGCACAAACAUCCAUCGUCCAGAACCUAACCUACUUCGAGCACCUCUCCGAGCCCAUGGCCGAGUUCCUGCAGAUCCUCUCAGAGCAAUACGACUACCCCCAGCUCGUCGACGAGAUCCUGCGCGAGCUCUCAAACAAGGAAUUCAACAGCAACGACACGCGCGGGCCAAAGUCUGUCUCCGGCUUCAUCAUCAAGCUCUCUGAGCUCGCCCCGCGCCUCGUAAUAAAGCAGAUGACACUGCUCAUCAAGCUGCUCGACAGCGAGUCCUACAACCUCCGCUGCGCCGUCCUCGAAGUCCUCGGCAACCUCAUCCUCGACCUCACACGCACAGCACCCUCCCACCCCCACACCAAGGCCCAGAUGAAGUCCUUCUUCGACGUCCUCGAAGAGCGCUUCCUCGACGUCAACCCCUACUGCCGCUCCAAGACCAUCCAGGUAUACAUCACCAAGCUCCUCGACCUCGACAACAAGUUCCCGAAGCGUCGGCAGAAAGCGGCGGAUCUGGCGUUGAGGAGCUUGCAGGAUAAGAGCAGCAAUGUGAGGAGGAAUGCGGUGAGGUUGCUGGCGCGGCUGGUGGCGACGCAUCCGUAUGGCGCACUGCAUGGGGGGACAUUGAAGAUGGGGGAGUGGGUGGGGAGGUUGAGGGGCGUGGAGGCGGAGUUGGGGGCGUUGGUGCCGCCGCCGGGGGUGGCGGGUGUGGGGGAGGGGGUGGCGGCGGCGGUGGGGGCGGUGGGGGAGGAGACGGUGGAUCCGGCGUUGUUGGAUGAUGCGACUAUGGUGGAGGGUGAUGACGACGAUGAAGACGACGAUGAAGACGACGAUGAAGCAGAGGAGGAAGGUGAAGACGGCGAACCGAGGACCCCACGCCGCAAGAAGGCGGCGGCGGCAAAGGAGGCGGCGGCGGCCGCCGCAGCGGGCCCGACAACGCCGCAGGUGCAGCAGAUGAUGGCCCACUCGGAGGAGAUCUCGCGGCUACAGCUAACGAGGCGGUAUUAUGCGGAGGCGGUGCGGUUCAUCACGACGGUGCAUGAUGCGUCGCGGCUGGUGUGCCAGCUGCUCGGGUCCAGGAAUAAGAGUGAGGUGGUGGAGGCGAUGGAUUUCUUUAGGGUGCUUGAUGUGCAUAAGGUGGAGACUGCGAAGGACGGAAUCCGUCGCAUGCUCCGCCUCAUCUGGACCAAAGGCAACAGCGACGAAGGCAAGGGCAUCCAAUCGCACCUCAUCGAAGUCUACAAAGACCUCUUCUUCGACGCACCCGACACCUUCACGCCCAACGAGGCGGCAAACUUCAUUGCGCGCAACAUGAUCUCGCUCACGUUCGACACCACGCCCGCGGAGCUCACGUGCCUCGAGCAGCUGCUGGCGAAGAUGAUGCGCGAGGGCCAUGUCGCGGAUCUGGUGGUGCACAAGCUGUGGCAGAUCUAUGGCGUCCAGAAGAGGGAGAUAAGCAGGAGCCAGCGCAGGGGCGCCAUUAUCGUGCUGGGCAUGCUGGCGCACGCCGAGCCGGAGAUUGUGGUGAGGGAGCUGGAAACGGUGAUGAGGAUUGGGCUGGGGAGGUAUGGUAGGGCUGAUUUGGGGUUGGCGAGGUAUACGUGUUCGGCGUUGAGGCAGAUUAGCCCUGUUGGGAGGGCGGCGAAAGAUGCCACCACCACCACAACCAUGACCAAGCUUCCGAACGACCACGCGAUCCUGGUCCGGCUAGGCGCACUAGUCGAGCUCGAAUCGGGCGAUAAGGAGUGGUUCGGCGUCGCGGAACAGGCUAUCUCGGCCGUAUACGCCCUGGCAAAGUUCCCGGACCAGCUGUGUACUGACAUCAUCCGCCGAAAGACAAAGAGCGUGUUUGCUCAGGGUCUAGAAAUCCCCGGCGGCGGGAGCAGAGAGGGGAGUGCGGCUCCGCCAGAGACGCCGAGGAGUGCGGUGGAUGCUGAUGGGGAUGAGGAUAUGAUGGAUGUGGAUAUGGAGGAUGCAGCGGCGGUGGCGCCUCCGCCGUUGCCGGCUGCUGCUGCUGCUGCGGGCGACGAGGAUGAGAAGAAGAAGGGCAAGGCGUUUGCGCUGAGCCAAUUGUUGUUCAUUGUGGGGCAUGUCGCGGUAAAACAAAUCGUGCACUUGGAGAUCAUGGAGCUGGAUUUCAAGAAACGGAAAAGUGAUAGCGAAAAGAACAAAGACGCAAAUCCUACGCCGAAAAAGAAGGACGGCGACGAGAAGGACGAGCUCGAUUUGAUCGGCGGUACUUCAGAGGACGAUUUCACAGAGGCUAUGGCUAUUAUCCGGGAGAGAGAGUUACUGUAUGGGCAAAACUCGUUACUGUCAAACUUUGGCCCAUUGGUUGCUGAGAUUUGCGCAAAUAAUCUUAUCUACAAGGACCGAAACUUACAAGCACAGAGCACACUAUGUAUGGCAAAGUUGAUGUGUGUAUCUGCUGAAUAUUGCGAGACUAAUCUUCCGCUCCUCAUCACGAUAAUGGAGCGCUCUGCCGACCCCAUCACACGUAGCAAUGCCGUGAUUGCACUCGGUGAUAUGGCCGUGUGUUUCAAUCACCUCAUUGAUGAAAACACCGAUUUCUUAUAUCGACGUCUUAAUGACCCAGAUGCCUCAGUGAAGCGGACUUGCCUUAUGACGUUAACCUUCCUCAUCCUUGCUGGACAGGUCAAAGUCAAGGGCCAGCUCGGAGAGAUGGCCAAAUGUCUCGAGGACUCUGACAAGCGCAUCGCUGAUCUCUCGCGAAUGUUCUUUACAGAGCUGGCAACAAAGGAUAAUGCCGUCUACAACCACUUUGUAGACAUGUUCUCCCUGCUGAGUGCCGAGAGGGACCUCGAGGAGGACGCGUUAAGGAGGAUCGUAAAGUUUUUGGCUAGCUUUGUGGAGAAGGAUAAGCAUGCCAAGCAGCUUGCUGAGAAGCUUGCGGCCCGGCUGGGCAGAUGCGAGACGGAACGGCAAUGGAACGAUGUGGCGUACGCGUUGAGUCUGCUGCAGCACAAGAACGAAGAGAUUCAGAAGACGUCAGACAAACAUAAGCAAUUAAUCGUCUGUCUCGUUAAACAUUGCCCGAACCGAAAAAAAAACUUAUCUCUUGUGCUUUUACGGGAGCUAUUGACCCCGCGAACUACGUUGCGAUUUGAGGACACGGAGAGAGCGAGAGUUAAUUGGGAAAGCUGCGACGUGAUUGUAUGUAGUGAUAGCCGAGAGACUCUCGCCAACCUGCGAGCCUGUAUAACCUACGAUGCUCUGAUCUGGAGGGUCGGUUGGUUACAUGUAUGUGACCCUGUGUUGUCAUCGUCGUCGUCCUGA